This is a messenger RNA of Podospora bellae-mahoneyi, 2667 nucleotides long. It is a transcript of the gene NdufS2, whose product is annotated as ndufs2, NADH ubiquinone oxidoreductase 49 kd subunit. The transcript is spliced from 3 exons. Lineage: Eukaryota; Fungi; Ascomycota; Sordariomycetes; Sordariales; Podosporaceae. The record is from RefSeq and is a predicted model, not a curated record. Bases 577 to 2019 code for a protein of 480 amino acids. Gene Ontology annotation, biological process: mitochondrial electron transport, NADH to ubiquinone. Gene Ontology annotation, molecular function: oxidoreductase activity, acting on NAD(P)H; NAD binding; quinone binding.
GAUAUGAAACAGAGGUACGACUCCGUCGUACUUGCUUUUUUCCCGAGCCGUACUUUCCCAGGUCUCAACAUUGAAGGACAUUAUUAUGCCUGACCAAUUCUAAACCCUCAUUGGCUUCUCACACAGUCCAUAGGGUAGUUCACUUGAAGAUGUAGGUGAGCAUGAAAUGAGGCUAUAAACAACCAGAUAUGAACUUGAAAUCAUCAACACCUCAUACCUUCAUGUCAUGCAACCGUGGGUAGCACAAAUACCUGUGACGUCGUGAGGCUCUCGAUGAGGUGAGGUUGAAAGUGACAUGAUUGUCCAAUGAGACGCCCCUCAAUUGACCCCUGCGCGGAUUAACACCCUGCCGGCUCUCGAGCUCCCGUCCAAUCAGCAAGCUUGGGCUGGUGCCACUUGCUUUGAUGCCAGUGACGGCUUCGACUGUGAAAGAGCCUCCCCACCCAUAUCCCAAGCUCGCCUCAGUGCUAGCCAUUGACGCCGGAGAAGAGGCCGCAUCUGCGCGAGUACGCAAUCCGGCCCCCCUAACCGACGACACCACUUCAAUACCCCCCCAUCCCGAAUCCCCUCACAGAAAUGGCGUCGCUGUACAGACUCGCCGGCCGCAGCGCCAAGCGCCUCUGUCAAAGGCCAUCGUCGCCCUUCCUCACCACUCCGGCCUUCCCUGCUUCCCGCGCUUUCUCCGCGUCGGCCCUCCGAAGAGCUGGCGAGAUCACCUGGGAGGGCACCCGCCUGACCCCUACCAACCCCGACUUCGAGGCCGUCGCCGACCCCUACAAGCACAUCAUCGGCGCCCGGGAGGAAGCCCCCUCAAAAGUCCCUCUCGACACCGAGAACUCGGUCGACGACCGCAAGGUCCGUCACUACACAGUCAACUUUGGUCCCCAGCAUCCUGCCGCCCACGGCGUGUUGCGUUUGAUUCUGGAGCUGUCUGGUGAGGAGAUCGUCCGUGCCGAUCCACACGUUGGUCUUUUGCACCGUGGUACCGAGAAGCUGUGCGAGUACAAGACAUAUCUCCAGGCCCUGCCUUACUUCGACCGUCUCGACUAUGUUUCCAUGAUGACCAACGAGCAGUGCUUCUCGCUCGCUGUUGAGAAGCUGUUGAACGUCGAGAUUCCCGAGCGCGCCAAGUUCAUCCGCACCCUGUUUGGCGAGAUCACCCGUAUCUUGAACCACUUGAUGUCCGUCUUGUCGCACGCCAUGGAUGUUGGCGCUCUUACACCUUUCUUGUGGGGUUUCGAGGAGAGAGAAAAGCUCAUGGAAUUCUAUGAGCGCGUCUCUGGCGCCCGUCUCCACGCUGCCUAUGUCCGCCCCGGCGGUGUCCACCAAGACAUCCCCAUGGGUCUCCUCGACGACAUCUACCAAUGGGCGACGCAGUUCGGCGACCGCAUCGAUGAAACUGAGGAAAUGCUGACGGACAACCGCAUCUGGAUCAACCGUCUCAAGGGCGUCGGCGUCGUCUCGGCCGCCGAGGCCAUCAACCUCUCCUUCACGGGCGUCAUGCUCCGCGGCUCCGGCGUCCCCUUUGACAUCCGCAAGUCCCAGCCCUACGACGCCUACGACCAAGUCGAGUUCGACGUCCCUGUCGGUGUCAACGGCGACUGCUAUGACCGCUACCUCUGCCGCAUGGAGGAGUUCCGCCAGUCGCUGAGAAUCAUCCACCAGUGCCUCAACAAGAUGCCUGCUGGUCCUGUGAGGGUGGAGGACUACAAGAUCUCGCCUCCCCCCAGGAGCGCCAUGAAGGAGAACAUGGAGGCCUUGAUUCACCACUUUUUGCUGUACACCAAGGGGUAUGCGGUGCCGCCGGGAGAUACCUACUCUGCGAUUGAGGCGCCGAAGGGUGAGAUGGGUGUUUAUGUUGUGAGUGACGGGAGCGAGAGGCCCUACCGGGUGCACAUUCGGGCGCCUGGGUUUGCGCACUUGGGUGGGUUUGAUCACAUUUCCAAGGGGCAUUUGCUGGCUGAUGCUGUGGCGGUGAUUGGUACGAUGGAUUUGGUGUUUGGUGAGGUUGAUCGGUAAAUAGCUGGUAGAGUUGUUGAAAAUUCAGUGUUGUUGCAUCAUCAAAAUUUGACCAGUUCCGUUUUGGGGUGGUAGAUCUUUGGUGAUGCUGAAUAGGGGUUAGAUGGGGAACCUGCAUGUUUGUCUUUUCCUCUUGUUGCUGAAAAGGGAAUAGAUAGACGAGAAAAGGGGAGGGGAGGUUUGUGUAUAUUGCUGUUUCGAGAAGUCAGUCGUCGUUGUCGUAAACGAGUCGCCUUUUUCUCUUUUUUAGGCCGAGAAAGAACGAAAGAAAGAAAUACCAUGGUCGUGAUGAAAAUGAACUCGGCGCUGGCAAGGUUUUGAUAAUGAUGACGAACUGUAGGGGGCUCUGCUACAUUGCUGGGUGUUAUUGGUACCCGUUAAAGGGGGGAGUGACGGCUCGAGUAGGUGGUCUGAUGCCUUGUGGUGACGGCUGUAGGCAUUUCGAGAGAGAGAAGAAGGCUUGCAAAUGGAUCUCAUAGGCAUCGAACCCAUGUUGGGAGGCGUGCUGAUAUGUUGACUAGGCCUGUCUGUAAUAAUUCGAGGUCUGUUGAUGUUGGUUGUUGCCUCGAAAAGUUAAUCCGAGGCGUGAAAUAAAUCGCAAUCGGCCUGGUGAGAUAACUCAAAGGCGUUGAAUUGGAUGUUGGAGGC